Messenger RNA from Acomys russatus (golden spiny mouse), 1176 nucleotides. Its product is annotated as CD209 antigen-like protein B. NCBI's taxonomy places the organism in Eukaryota, Metazoa, Chordata, Mammalia, Rodentia, Muridae. The record is from RefSeq and is a predicted model, not a curated record. The transcript is spliced from 10 exons. The coding region runs from base 1 to 1092 and encodes 363 amino acids.
AUGGGCUUCCUUUUUUUUUUUUCCAUCCGGAGUGAAAGGACAUUUAGAGAACAUUAUGAUAUAAAAGCUGUAAUCUCCAGCAGUCUCACACACCAGGGGAUAGCAGUGACCAGGAGUGACUCCACAGAAGUGAACAUGCAGCAGCUGGAUUCAAUGGAGAAUGACGAGUUGAUGGUCAGUGGCACCACGUAUUCUACUAAAAGCUCCAGGCUGCAACCAAAUUCUCGAACCAAGAGUUUGCCAGGAUGCCUGAGACACAGCCAAGUCCCCUUGGUCCUGCAGCUGCUCUCCUUUCUGUUCCUGGCUGGGCUCCUGCUGGUCAUUGUUUUUCAAGUCUCCAAGACCCCAAAUACUCAGAAGCAAGAGGAAGCCAAGAAUAAGAAGAUCUACCAGGAAAUGACCCAGCUGAUGGAUGAACUUUUGUCCAGGAUCCCCAUCUCCCAGGGGCAGAAUAAGUCCAUGCAGAAGAUCUCUGAGCAACUGACACAGCUGAAGGAUGAACUCUUGUCCAGGAUCACCAUCUCCCAAGGGCACAAUGAGUCUCUGCAAGAGAAGAUCUCUGAGCAACUGAUGCAGCUGAAGGCAGAACUCCUUUCCAAGAUGCCCAGGCUCCCAGGGCAGGAUGAUUCUAAGAAGGAAGAGAUCUACCAGCAACUGGUACAGAUGAAGGCUGAACUCUCCCGCCUGUGUCGCCCCUGUCUCUGGGACUGGACAUUCCUCCUGGGAAGCUGUUACUUCUUCUCCAAGUCCCAGCGGAACUGGAACAAUGCCGUCACAGCUUGCCAGGAAGUGAAUGCUCAACUAGUCAUCAUUGAAAGUGAUGAAGAGCAGACCUUCCUGCAACAGACUUCUAAGGCUAAAGGAUCAACCUGGAUGGGGCUGUCAGACCUGAAGAAGGAAGGCACAUGGCUCUGGGUAGAUGGUUCACCUCUAUCAUCCAGAUUCCAGAAGUAUUGGAAUAGAGGGGAGCCAAACAAUAUUGGGGAAGAAGACUGUGUGGAAUUCGUUGGGGAUGGCUGGAAUGACUCCAAAUGUGAUAUCAAAAAGUUCUGGAUCUGCAAGAAGUCUGCAGCCCCAUGCACUGCCAGCUGAGAGCUAGCUCCUCUCAACUUCCGCUUUCAUUCUGCUCUGCGAGGUGGAAUAACACACCUCACGUUCAUGCUGACUCUUUCUCCC